Drosophila mauritiana is the source of this 879-nucleotide messenger RNA. Its product is annotated as techylectin-5B. The record is from RefSeq and is a predicted model, not a curated record. NCBI's taxonomy places the organism in Eukaryota, Metazoa, Arthropoda, Insecta, Diptera, Drosophilidae. The transcript has 4 exons.
AUGCGAUCAGUGUGGAUAUAUGUGGCGCUUCUGGGUGUCUCGUUUUAUUCAACGGAAGCGAAGGAUAUUGAGAGUUUUCAAAAUGCUACUGCUAUCAGACACAAACCCGAACUAGAAUCUUUAUACAAAUUGGUACUGGCCUUGCUCGAGGAAAACCAAUCCAAUCCUAGUACUGAAAACAUCCAAGAGAGCAGUUCAGAUUUUAAUACACCUGGAUUGUCGGGAAGAUAUCCCAGCCACUGUCCCACCUAUCCGUCUGCCCACGGAAUCUAUACCGUUCAGGUGUUGGGACUGGAGCCCUUCCAGGUGUCCUGCGAUGCAGAGAUUGCCGGAACUGGAUGGACUGUGAUGGCCCGUCGCACCAGCAACAAGUUGAACUUCUUUCGCAGCUGGGCGGAGUACAAAAACGGCUUCGGGCAGCUCGAUGGAGAUUUCUUCAUUGGCUUGGACAAAUUGCAUGCCAUAACUAAGUCACAGCCCCAUGAGUUAUACAUACACCUUGAGGACUUUGAAGGACAGACACGAUAUGCGCAUUACGAUGAAUUCUUUGUCGAAAGCGAAAACAAAUGGUAUGCAAUGACCAAGCUGGGCGGAUUUACCGGCGACGCAGGGGACUCCAUGAUGCACAACAGGAACCAAAACUUCUCCACUUUCGAUAGGGACAAUGAUGGGUGGCACAAAAACUGUGCCGAGGAGUAAGUGGGUGCUUGGUGGCAUGUGAACUGCACUUACAGUAAUCUAUUCGGCAUCUAUGUGAAAGGUGAUGAGGGCCAGUACUUUCAGUGGAAGGGGAUCGUCUGGCACUCUUGGCGCACUGAGAGUUAUUCCUACAAAGUUAUGCAAAUGAUGGUUCGACCGAAAUGCUAUUGCUCACGAUAG